UUUCGCGAAGUUGCUUUGUUUUAUGUUUGUUGAUGAGCUAGAGAGACUUCUUGAGAGUUAUGUGAAUCACUAUUUUGCUGGAUUUGAGCAGAGAGAUUUAAUUGACAGUUUUCUUGUGCAGUGAUUUACUGGUCAAAAAAUCAAGAUGAGUACGAAACAUCAAAUUGUGACAACUCGUCCGGACCCCGAGAUUUUCGACAGCAUGGGAAUUUUCGAAAUGGCAGAUUCGACCAGGAGUUCCUUGUCAAUUCGCCUACAAUUUGCGAAAUUUGCUCAUGGGUUUACAAUAGCCGACUUUGAACCUUUUAUUGAAUCCAUCGGCGAAGAAUCUGUCACAUCAAUCGGCCGUUUGUCUUUUCCUAACGAAUGGCAAAUGACUUUGUCCUCACAAGAAGUUCGUGAGGAAUUGAUUCGUCUUGGACGGACAAGAAUCAACAACCGAUCAUGCUGGAUUCAUCCUCUAAGUAGUUCCGAAAUUAGAGGAUUUGUGCAUUGGUUACCAAACGAAAUCCCACAUCUUAAGGUAAUCGAAAUUUUUAGAAACUUCGGGGAAGUGCUAUUUAUGGAGACUCAGAAUUAUACGAAAUUCAAUUACAGAAUCGCGAGUGAUGCACGUUAUUUCGCUUUGUACUUAAAGCCUGGUGCAUCCAAGGAGGAUCUUCCUCACUUUAUCACCAUAUCCAAGAGAAGGGGUUUAGUCACUGUCAGAGGUAGACAGCCGGCAUGCUUUCAUUGCCGUGAAGUUGGUCAUCGGAAGAAUGAAUGUAAAACCUACAGAGAGAAGUUGGGAGAGUAUUGUCUGAGGCCAGCCGGAACUUCAAGUAGGAGUGGAAUACGUGGACGGCGACACAAGGCUGAUGUUGCCAAUUGUGGCCCCGAAAAAGAAAAUUCUGAUAUUUCCGCUACCAAGUUGAAUCAAAAAGGAAAUGAAGUGCAGACUGAAGUUAAUGAAGCUUCGGAACAGGGUGAUGCAACUGAAAUUGGAUCUGAAACCAAACAAGAAAUGACAAGAAAUAAGAACAAAAGGAAAUCGAGGAGGAGAAAGAAAAAUGUUAAAGGUGAAGAGCCAUCUACCAUGGUAGAGGCCAGUGCAGUUGAAGCUACCAAAGAUGUGCAAAGUGAUAAAAAUGAAGAUGUAGCGGCAGAUAAUUCAGAAACUAUUACUCAAAAGUCAUCUACAGUUGAACAUUGUCUGAAACCCUCUAUUGAAGAAGGGCAUGAUUCAAAUUUUGAUGUUAAUAAUACAAAUGUGCCUGCAGUACUGGAAUGCGAAAAUACUUUAGUAAAAGUGGAAAAAGUAGAUUUGGAUCCUGCCCAGGAAGAGACUAUCUUGAGUGAAAGCACAAUCCAAAAUCCGUGUGAAAAUAGUGACCCGCUAAAAGAUGAUGUGCCUUUAGAAAACUGUUUGAAUAAGAAUUUUAAAAACGUUUGCAAUGAUAUGGUUAAAAAAAUGCAUGAUUCUUCAACCGACGCUGCACCUAAUAAUUGUCAACAGGUUCCUGAUGAGACUCAAUCAGAUGUUAAUAAUCAGAUCGGUUACAUUUUAAAUAACUUUAUAUUGCAGAUAACUGAUGUUUUAUCAGAGGCUGGUGUUGUGAAUGUGAAUGAAAUCAAAAAUAAGUUGUUAGGCAUUAAUGGAACUUUGUUAUGUUCUAACAAGUCCGAGACUGAUGCAAAGUGUAACCUAAUUCAACAUGAUAAAAACUCGAAUGUAAUCGACCCUUCCAAUGUUGCUAAAGCGAGUAAGAAAAAGAAAAAGAAAUCAAAGAAAAUUCAAGAGUAGUUACAUUCUUUCCAUUUAUGCAAUGUUUUUUGUUCUAAAAUAUGUUGAUUUUUAAGUUUCUUUUUCUUUUAUUCUUACUGACAAUUCAUUUUCAUCAUGAAAUUUAUUAUACAUUAUAUAUUCCAUUUUGGAA
Molecule: messenger RNA, 1916 nt
Organism: Uloborus diversus
Lineage: Eukaryota; Metazoa; Arthropoda; Arachnida; Araneae; Uloboridae
Exons: 1
Coding region: 146-1783 (545 amino acids)
Molecular function (GO): zinc ion binding; nucleic acid binding
Source: RefSeq, a predicted model, not a curated record